AUUCCAUGACACGCAGCGCUAGGUAAAAUUCUCAUUCCACGAAACAGCGUUAACCAUCGCUUGGCUGGGCCAGCGCGAUGCCGCUUCACUAUCCUCACCUGGGAACGUCGCCACUUAAUGCGCGUCAUGCCACCGAUGACAUCUGCACUCAGUGGCAUGAAGAAGCCGGGCAUCUUCUGAUGUAGACUAUACCGUCGGGGAGAAACUGCAGAAGAGGAAAGAGGACAGAUAUAAAGAAAACAGUCAGACGGCCUCAGCGAAUUCCUCCGGAAUAGAAAAGUGAAGGCAUACAUAGAGCACAUGGUAACAAUAACAGAACUGGGAAGGAAAUCAGCUAAACAAGCUAUGCUUAAUUGAGCACUUAGGGUUUGGUGGAAAUAUUACUGAUGCAUCCUCUAGAUGUGGUGAAGACCAGGUUUCAGAUCCAAAGAGGCGCCAGUGAUCCCCAAAGCUACAAGAGUCUCGCUGACUGUUUCAAAACCAUCUUCCGCAACGAAGGUAUAUACGGCUUCUACAAAGGGAUCCUUCCUCCGAUUCUGGCCGAGACCCCUAAGAGAGCGGUUAAGUUCUUCACCUUUGAACAGUACAAGAAGCUGUUGAGUUUCACCGGUCUCUCCACUGGCCUGGCUCUGUCCGUUGCGGGACUAGGGUCAGGCCUAACUGAAGCCUUGGUGGUCAACCCUUUUGAAGUGGUCAAAGUCAGCCUGCAAGCCAACAGAGAUUCUUUCAAAGUGCAGCCCUCUACGUUUGCCCAAGCACGGAACAUCAUCAACGCAGAUGGCUUUGGCCUCCGAGGUCUGAAUAAAGGGUUAACGUCGACACUGGGGCGCCACGGCGUCUUUAACAUGAUCUACUUUGGAUUCUACUUCAACGUCAAGGACGCCAUUCCUGCCAGACAGGACCCAACCCUGGAAUUCCUGAGGAAGUUUGCCAUCGGCCUAGCCUCAGGUACCAUCUCUUCCUGUGUCAACAUUCCCUUCGACGUGGCUAAGAGCCGUAUCCAGGCUCCCCAGCCCACACCGGGAGAGAUCAAGUACCGGACCUGCUUUCAGACCAUGGGCCUGGUGUACCAGGAGGAAGGAUUCCUGGCUUUAUACAAAGGGUUGAUCCCCAAAAUAAUGAGGCUUGGACCAGGUGGAGCCGUAAUGCUGCUGGUGUAUGAAUACGUAUCUGGGUGGUUAAAUCAGAACUGGUGAGAAGAGGCCUGCCGGCCUGUCUUAAUGUGCCCACCAGGCAGCCCACUGAAGUUCAUCAGCCAACUGCCUUAAGAGGCCCACAGUCUCAGGGUAAAGCCCCAACAAGCCUCUCUGACUCUGACCUCCAACCGACUGAGCCAGUCUUUGGUCAUCCUAUUUCUACAACCAUUGAAAAACAGGAAUACAACCGUAAUGCACAGCUUCUGCUGAAGGCUGACCAUGUAACCUGUACAUCAUAAGGAACGUUUGGAGUCCACUAUACUCACUCGCAGCCAAACAGUAUUCAACCCCCAAACAUCCCGAUCUCACACACACACACACACACACAAGCAUCAAAAACAAGCACCAGGACCCUCAAGCCACACCCACAGUCUUUUAACUAACAGGAGAUUUCAAAUAUCAUGGAAUGAAUUAAAAAGCUGGAAUUUUUAUACACUAAAAUUUACAAAUCACCAUAAAAAAGGAUAGAGACGGAAAGGUUUUUAAAAGCAAUGUGCCUGAAAUAUUUUGUGCUUUUUUAAUGUCUUUUUAAUGGAUAAUCUUUUGUGCCUAUGAAAUCACAUGCUUUUUUUGCAGCAGCAGAUUAAAA
Molecule: messenger RNA, 1785 nt
Organism: Esox lucius (northern pike)
Lineage: Eukaryota; Metazoa; Chordata; Actinopteri; Esociformes; Esocidae
Gene: slc25a21
Product: solute carrier family 25 member 21
Exons: 10
Coding region: 387-1196 (269 amino acids)
Source: RefSeq, a predicted model, not a curated record